AUGGCUAUAUCUCCUGUCACCCUGCCGGAAGUUUUUAUUUCUCAAGCCACGCUCAUUCACGUCAGCUUCCACAAGGAAAAGGCGGGAGAGCUCUGGGACGAAUGGGAGAGCUUGGAAGAUGACCACGUUGCCCACCGCGAGGGCGGUGUCGACCAAGGCGGUCUUUUCAUCAAGUUAGACGCCUGGGGCAGCGACAACGAAGAAUGGCGAACAUUUUUGGACUCGUACGGCCUAUCCCAAGAUGUCCAGGAUGCCAUCAUGGACCCCCUUUUGGACAACAUCCGCAUAAACGGCAUAUGCGCCGAAUGGGCGAAAGACACCAUUGAACAACGGUACUAUGGGCUCAAAUAUAUAUUGGAAGCGUCUCAGGAGCGCGAGGCUUCUUCUCAGCACUGGGCCUUGUCUGGAAGGGCUAUAUCUUAUUAA
Molecule: messenger RNA, 426 nt
Organism: Pyricularia grisea
Lineage: Eukaryota; Fungi; Ascomycota; Sordariomycetes; Magnaporthales; Pyriculariaceae
Exons: 3
Coding region: 1-426 (141 amino acids)
Source: RefSeq, a predicted model, not a curated record